ACAUACUCAGGUGACCCAAAACAAAUCUAAUUGACGUACAACUUUGUACAAUAAGUUUAAAAUUUUAAAGAAAAAUAGGUUUCGCUCAGUGCGGUAAAUCAUUUUUGGGUAUUCCGCCUAACUUCAGCUGUAGAAUAUUUUGUCUUUAUCAACGAAAAAUCUACAUUUCACUUCGUUUUGGUGAAUGCCAAAAUUGCAAGGAAAUUUGUUCAUCACCUGCCUUUGCACAGCGUUGGCUUUUGCUGCAGAAUUCAUUCACGAUGAACAGAUUGAACCUCGCGAACUGUCAAAAACUGAAACCGAAACAAAAAGUUCGCGGCCGAAAAAUAUUGAUUGCCUUCAGCGCACAUCGAAAGUUAUCGGUUCCUGGAAGUUCAAUCCGGAUAUCUGAAGUCGUUGGCGACUGUCCUCCGCAACAAAUAAUUAUUCAGCAAAGAAUAAAAAUGACACAGAUGGCUUUUAAACUUUGUGACCAGGUGCUGAACGGCCUUGGACUGCUGACGUACUUGUUCCGAAAAGCGCUUAGCCCAACUGCCUCCUACUUUCACUUCCCUUUCAAGCCGUUGAGUGGAAAAGAUCAUCAAUCAGGCGAAAAAGCGGCCUAAAAUAUUGAAAGUCCCAACGAAAUACAAGUUUUUUUCCGUUCCCAAG
Molecule: messenger RNA, 651 nt
Organism: Uranotaenia lowii
Lineage: Eukaryota; Metazoa; Arthropoda; Insecta; Diptera; Culicidae
Exons: 2
Coding region: 261-605 (114 amino acids)
Source: RefSeq, a predicted model, not a curated record